CGGAUGUACCUGCCCAAGUGGGCGCCUCUGUAAUAGGCGAUAUGCCUAAGCUCAGUUAAGUAAUAAAGCUUUGCUUUGCUCUAAAAAAAAACUUUCCCCAUUGCGGCUGCACCCCACCCUAGACUCCGCCGCCGCCGCCGCCGCCCCAAUGAGCACGCAGGACGGCGAGAUGUCGGCCACCCUCCACCACCGCCCCCGCUCGCCGCUGGAAGACGAGGAUCUGCUCCCCGAGAUCCUCCUCCGCCUCCCGCCGCAGCCGUCCUCUCUCCCCCGCGCCUCCGCCGUCUGCAAGCGCUGGCUCCGCCUCGUCUCCAACCGCGGCUUCCUCCGCCGCUACCGUCGACACCACCGCCGCAGCCCUCCCCUCCUCGGUUUCUUCCGCAACGACCUGCGAGGUAUCUCCUACACGCCUGCCAUGGAGGCCCCCGAUCUUGUUCCCGCCGACCGCUUCUCCGUGCAUCUCCACGACGCCGGCUGCCGCUUCCGUCUCCUCAGCUGCCGCCACGGCCUCGUGCUCAUCUCCCACUCGUUGCGGAACCAGGUCCUGGUGUGGGACCCCGUCACCGGCGACCAGCACCGCAUUGCCGCUCCCCUGGGGUUCGACAUGAACAGUACCCCGAUGGACGGGGCGGUGCUUCGCGCUGCUGCUGGUCGGGCAUUCCAUUUACUGGCUGCUCCCUGGGGAUGAUAUAAGUGUAAUUCUUGAAGUUGAUUUGCAUAGCCAGAUUCUAGCUGUGAUACAGGUGCCAGCAAAUAUGUUUGCCAAAGGUCAGUUCUUGAUGGUUAUGCGAGCAGAGGGUUGCAGUUUGGGCAUACUCUCCCUGUCAGAAUUCAGGGCUGAGUCAUGGAAGAGGAAUAUCAACAGUGAUGGUGUUGUUUCAUGGGUGCUGGGACAAACUUUUGAACUGGACAAGCUACUUCCCCUGUCUUCAGAUAAGACAAGCUACAUAUCGAUGCUAGCUUACGCUGAGGAAAAUAAUGUGGCUUUCUUGCGUACAGUUGCCGGUAUCUUCAUGGUCCACCUUGAGUCAUUGCAGUUCAGUAAACUUCCUGAAAGCAACAACGCUAUUGUCUGUUAUCCAUUUGAAAGUGUCUAUGCUGCAGGCAUUGGUGGUGCCAUGUAGCUGAUCAAGAUGUGCUAGUAUGAUGUACUGGUUGAGCAGGCAAGCUUAUCUUCUGAAUUUAUGUCGAGGCACCGGAGUUACGUUUUGGUGGCUGAGAUGCAGAAGUGGCUUGUUUUGAUGCGAUGCACACAGAAAUUUACCCUUUAUGUAGGAUGCAGUGGUCAGCUGUGAAGUGGACUUGUAGGAAUUAAUCACUUAUUUUGCUCAAACCCGUCUUAUUAUCGAACGCAGUCCAUUGGCCAACUGACAUGAAGACAUGAGAUUUGCUUGUAUUAAUCAGUACCUUUCAGUUGAUCUUGCUUGCUUGCACUCCGUGUGUUCGUAUUUUCACAGUUUCUUGUGAUUGAUUUUCCAUGUUGCAU
Messenger RNA from Triticum aestivum (bread wheat), 1486 nucleotides. RefSeq lists its product as uncharacterized. The record is from RefSeq and is a predicted model, not a curated record. NCBI's taxonomy places the organism in Eukaryota, Viridiplantae, Streptophyta, Magnoliopsida, Poales, Poaceae. Gene Ontology annotation, molecular function: protein binding. The transcript is spliced from 3 exons. The coding region runs from base 149 to 688 and encodes 179 amino acids.